GAUUACUAAAGAUAUACAUGCAUAUCCGUAGGCAUAGAUCCUAAUGUAGUGUUUCCUCCCAAGUUAUUGUGUGACCUACAGAUUUGCGAGGCAGUCGUGUUCAUUUCAAAACAUAAUUAUACCUAUUGAAUUUUGACUUCUACUUCAUAAGUCAUGUGGAUUUUUUCGUUUAUAUGUUUUUGGACCCAUGUUGUAUUGACGGACGGGGUAACCAAUAACUCCAAUAAGCAUUCUGUGGACUGGUGGUGCGAUGAAAUAGAAUGUUAUUACAGUGAUAAAAUACCUGGCGAAGAAACAUGUCAUAGCAAUAAAUCAAUACCUUAUCGUUUUAACAGUACAACUGGAACUUGCGAAUUGAACUUGAUUGGAUUAUUACUAUCCUUUAAAGUUCUAAGCAAUAGAUUGGGAGCAGUCGUUGAGGAAAAUAACCGCAUGCGCAGUGAGAUUAUUUUCCAAAAUGUGAUGAAUGCGGGCAAAGUUUUUGUGGGAUUUGCAAGCCUCUGUGUAUUUCUAGGAUGUUUUUAUUGUUGCUGGGUGCAAUAUUCAGAUCAUAAACUGAAGAGAAGCCUGAAAGUAGUGGCAAAGAAGAUACAAGAGCAACAAAAAACCAUAAGCAAGCUUAAAAUUGGGAGCAAAGAAAAUAAAGAAACGGGAAAACCAGAAAGACGCAACACCGUGCCUGAAGAAAUUCAAGUCUCUGUUGUUUAGUCCACUUUUCGCAUUAUCGAAACUUUUUUUAACGUAUAAAUUGAAAUAAAAUCUAAAUACUUAAAAUUGUUUCAUGUGGACUGUAUAUUAGGUAGAUUAUACGCAUAUUACACAGUUCGAACAAUCGGCGUCUUGAUUCGAGGCCAAUCUAUUUUAGUUCUCCUGAAUCCCUUGCUCUCGUUCGCCGACCUAACUAAACGUUAAAAUUUCGCAAAUUAUAUCACAUACUGCGCGUUUUAAAACUUAAAAGUAUCUUUUAACUCAUACGAUCGUGUGCCUGUUUUGUGUCAAUGUGCCUAUACUACUAUCAAAAUAUUAGUGUGUGAAAAUAAAGUGCUUUUAACACUAUUAGUUAAUUAGCAUUAUAUCACAGAGUAAGAAGUUUCGUUUUUGUAGUAGGUAUUUGUACGCCGGGCGUUUAUUAUGUGUCGUCAAAUAUUAUUUUGUACAUUUGUCAUUAGUGGUUGGUUUUCUUUAACAUCAGCUGAGUUGCCAACGACUGAAAAUAAAAGUAAGACCUGUAUGGACAUUGGUGACUGCAUAACAAUAGAUACAGAAUGUAAGGAAAAAUGCGGCUGUGAUAAAAUUAUCCCAACUACUUUUAACACCACGACUCAGGAAUGUGUAAUAAACAUACACUUGUUAUUCACGUCAUUACGACAGAAGUAUAAUACAGAAGAUAAUGAUAUCCCUCCCGAGGAAGAUGAUUUGGCAACUAAGAUUCGAGCAGAGGCUGACAGAAUAUUUAACGGCGUUAUUGUUUCCGCAUUUUUGUUUAUUGCGUGUGCCAGCGCCUGCACAGUGACUGCCUGUAUUUAUUGUUGCCGAAUUAAUUACACAGAUUAUCAGCUCAAGAAAAGUAUCAAGGUGUUGGCGAAGAAGAUGGGGAAAAAGUCUCAAAUGAAAAAACCCGUAAAAGUCCCCACAGAACAAGUAGCGCAGAGUUGCAAUGUUAUUGUAGAAGAUGCUGGUAUUUUCUGUGUUUAAAAAAAAAUCUUAUCUAUUGUGUAUGGAAUCACUGUUCAAUUAAUUAAAUAACAUUAAAAAAAUACUGUGUUAGAAGUAUUUUCGACAAACGGAACGUUUUUAGUACAUGGCAACCCGAUAUCUGACAGAUAAACUUUCAUUCAUUCCGUAGUUUGACAUUUACAUUUACAAAUAUUUUCUACGUCCAUUCAUGUCUUCUGAUAAUAAUUAUAAACAAGGGAGAAAUUUGUAUAUUUCAUUCUAAAUCGAACAAGUCUGUCUGCAAACAUUCGUUAAAAUACUCAGUAACUUAUAUUUUGAUGGUUAGCGACGUUAACGUGAGUAUAAUCUCUUGAUUACCUUUGUAUUGAUUUCUUGUUUACUAAACAAAUGCGAAUGUUCAUUUGUUUUUGUUAUUUUCAGUUGGGGCGCUAGUAAGAAUAAUAUGAUGGAAAUUACUAUAUUAGACUAUAUUGUAAUGACUUUUGGUGUUUUUUUGAUCUUGGCUUUGUGUAGCUGCUUAUACUGCAUAUUUAUAAAGAUCAGUGACCUCCGGAUGAAGAGAUACAUAUUAGAAAUGGCGAGCCAGAAAGGCAUCGAGGUAGACCUGGACAAACUUGACCCGAAAUAUGCAUUUCAAUCUUCACAUUCAGAUGAAAACUGUACAAUUAUUGUACCAGAUGUUGUUGUUGUCCUUUAGCUUAUGAUUUGAUGAACGAAUGCAGUUUUGUGUGAUAAGCUGUCAGGAUACUACUAGCGGAGAAGUAUCUUAAGUGCGGUCACAAACUUUAUAUGAUGUAUAACAAGGAAAAGAAGAUUUAUGUGUAUUGUGUGGAAAUGUUGCCAACAUCACUUUUACAACUCAUACUCCAGGGAAUUGGAUGAAUGCAACAGGUAACCACAUCUUUGUCUGUUCCUGACUGGUAUUGCAGUAUUGCUGUACUAGAUCUGUAUCUAUAAGUACAAAAACGAUAUAUGAAUGUGCUAAGAAAAAGAUGGUAUAAUUUUCGAAGUUUCCUGCCAAAUAUAAAAAUAAAUGUAUACAAA
Messenger RNA from Leguminivora glycinivorella, 2721 nucleotides. RefSeq lists its product as uncharacterized. The transcript has 13 exons. The record is from RefSeq and is a predicted model, not a curated record. Bases 1132 to 1695 code for a protein of 187 amino acids. Lineage: Eukaryota; Metazoa; Arthropoda; Insecta; Lepidoptera; Tortricidae.